AUGACCGAUAACUCGCGCGUAUGGCUCGUCACCGGUGUGUCAAGUGGCCUUGGACGCGCACUUGUUGAAGCUGUACUUGCCAAAGGCGAGCGUGCUGUCGCAACCACGCGAUCGUCUGCAACUGUUGAUGAGCUCGCGGAGAAGUACCCAGUCUCGCAGCUGCUUGUCCUUCGGCUCGAUAUCACGAGUGAGGCUGCAAUCGCGUCGGCGUUCAACACCAUCAAGGAUCAUUUUGGGCGCCUUGACGUCGUUGUGAACAACGCCGGAUAUGGUCUCAAGGGCGAGAUGGAGUCUAUUACCGAUGAGCUAUCACGACCGCUUUUCGAAACACUCUUCUGGGGUCCGGUGUACAUCACAAAGCAAGCUGUACGCUUCUUCCGCGAAGUUAACCCCAAGGGACUGGGUGGACGAGUGCUGCAAAUAUCGUCCCUUGCGGGAUACAUCUCUCCGCCGACCUUUAACUUCUACGCAUCCGCUAAAGCAGCCCUCGAGACGUUCACGCUGUCCUCCGCCGCCGAACUUCCUCCUGAGUGGAACAUCCAGAUGGUCGUCAUUGAACCGGGAUCGUUCGGCACGAACUGGCUCACCAACAACAUGAUCGUAGCUCCUCGACACCCCGCCUACCCCGAUGACGCGCCAAGUCGCAAGUUCAUGGAAACCUUCGCUCAGCUUCCGCAGAUCGGAGAUGUACAGCGCGCGGUACAAGCUAUGAUCAAGAUUGCAGGUGAAACGGAGAAGAAGUUACCGAAGCGUCUUCAGCUCGGCACCGAUGCAUGGGGUCUUGCGCAGCUCACAGCGAAGGGGACUCUGGCAGAUCAGGAACAAUGGGCGGAGCUGAGCCACAGCACGAAUGCAGAUGGGUAUGGGUUAGAAGUACUCGACCACCUGACAUUCUUCGAGAACUAA
Molecule: messenger RNA, 906 nt
Organism: Peniophora sp. CBMAI 1063
Lineage: Eukaryota; Fungi; Basidiomycota; Agaricomycetes; Russulales; Peniophoraceae
Source: the annotation of a GenBank genome assembly